AUGUCAUUUGUGAUUCAGCCUUGUUUCCCUGCUGACGCCCCGGGCCUUGCGGCGACCAUGAUGGGCGCCCGUCUCACAGAUCCCCACUGGGCUCAUCUGUGGGAGGACCCGUCCCCGGAAGACAUCAUAGCCAAAGCUACAGACCGGGUUCCCUGGAACUUAGUGACUGGAAGGGAUACAAAACGGCACCAAAAGGUAAUCGAUCGCGAGACCAGCCAAGUUGUUGGGUACGCUCGAUGGAUUCUACCUACCAUUCUGGCAAAGAGUAACGAUGUCUGGCUGGAAGCUCAAGUUGCGGAGGCAACUCCAGCGGACCGCGCAGUCUACGAGGAGCAAUAUCUGGCGUGCACCAAAAACGGUCGUCCGAUUGGCAUGAAGGGUGGAUCAAUGAUGAGUUACCGCAGCGCGCCCCUGGAAGCGGUCGAUGCGCGAAUUAUGCGAGAUGGUCCGUUUCUGAUGCUGGAUUACUUGACGACAGACCCUGUGUUCUGGCGGCGGGGAAUUGGCAGCAUGCUCGUGCAGAGCGGGCUUGAGAUCGCAGACCAGCACGCAAUCAAGACCUAUGUCAUGUCGGAGCCGGCUGCCUUGAAGCUAUAUCUCAAUCUCGGAUUCAAGCUGGUAGAAACCGUGUCGACCGAUUAUUCCCAGUAUGGUGGAACUGAGCCUAUGGUUCAUUACUUCCUCGUCCGUGAGCCUUCUAAAGGUUCCCUGUGA
Molecule: messenger RNA, 714 nt
Organism: Penicillium nucicola
Lineage: Eukaryota; Fungi; Ascomycota; Eurotiomycetes; Eurotiales; Aspergillaceae
Product: GNAT family N-acetyltransferase
Exons: 2
Coding region: 1-714 (237 amino acids)
Molecular function (GO): acyltransferase activity, transferring groups other than amino-acyl groups
Source: RefSeq, a predicted model, not a curated record